AUGGUUCAAUUAUUGAAAACUGCCGGUUUAUUAGCCGCUUUAACCUCUUUAGCUUCUGCCACCCAAACUUUGGCUGCCGACGAUGAAACUGUCAACAUGAUUGAAUUAGCCGUCUAUGUUAACGAUAUCCACAGUAACAUGGCUGCUUAUCUUUCCAUGCAAAUGGCAAACCCAGAAAUGGCUUACCCAGCUGUCAUUGAAAGUGCUGUCUUGAAAAUUUUACUUAAAACUGAUCCAGACAAUAAAUUUACAACUUUAUUGACUGGUAUCGAUCCUGAAGAAAUUACCUCUAUGAUUACAGGUGUCCCAUGGUACUCCAGCAGAUUAGCACCAGCUAUUUCUGCCUCCCUAGCUGCUAGAGAUAUUGUUAUUUCAACCCCAGCUGCUUCCUCAUCCGCUGCCCCAACAACUUCAUCUACUGUCGCCUCUUCCAAGGCCACUUCUUCAGCUGUCAAGUCAUCUGCCGCUGUAUCUUCAGUUGCUUCCUCUGCUGCUGCCUCAUCUGCUGUCGAAUCCUCAGUUGCUGUCUCUUCAGUUGCUUCCUCUGCUGUUGCCUCAUCUGCUGUCGAAUCCUCAGUUGCUGCCUCCUCUGCUGUCGAAUCUUCAGUUGCUGCAUCAUCUGUUAUUGAAUCUUCAGUUGCUGCCUCCUCUGCUAUCGAAUCCUCAGUUGCUGCCUCCUCUGCUAUCGAAUCCUCAGUUGCUGCCUCCUCUGCUAUCGAAUCCUCAGCCGUUGCCUCCUCUGCUGUCGAAUCCUCUGCUGUUGCUUCAUCUGCUGUCGAAUCUUCAGUUGCUGCAUCAUCUGUUAUUGAAUCUUCAGUUGCUCCUUCCGCUAUUCCUUCUGCCAACAUUUCCUCUGUCAUCAAGUCUUCUGUUGCUCCUUCUUCUGUUGUUGCAUCAAGCAUAUUUGCUAACUCAACUUCUACAACUCAUAAGGUUUCUACAGCCAUUGUUACUGAUACCAACAUAUUCACAAACACCGCUACUGUCACAAACUGUUCUACAACUGAAGGUGUUUACAAGAAUACUACUGCUACCGAAACCGCACUAACCACUACUAAACAAACUGUUACUGUCUGUGAUGAAGUAUGCAAAUCUAAAUCAUCAGCUUCUGCUGCUAAGGCUACUGAAACCACACUAACUACUACUAAACAAACUGUUACCGUCUGUGAUGAAGUAUGCAAAUCUAAAUCAUCAGCUUCUGCUGCUAAGGCUACCGAAACUGCCUACACUACCAAGCAAAAGACUGUUACAUGUACUGAAGAAGUCUGUGAAUCCGAAUCAUCCGCUGCUAAGAAGACUUCUACCAAGAACCCAUCAAGCGCUGCUGUUAUUACCGCUUCUACUGUCAAGGUCUCCCAGGUUACCACCAAGGCUUCUGUAUCUUCUCCAGUCAUCAGCCAACAAACUGAAAAUGCUGCUGCCAAGAAGUUUGCCGGUUUAGGUGCUGGUAUCAUCGGUGCUGGUAUGUUGUUGUUAUAA
Messenger RNA from Naumovozyma dairenensis CBS 421, 1479 nucleotides. Its product is annotated as SRP1/TIP1 family protein. Gene Ontology annotation, cellular component: fungal-type vacuole; fungal-type cell wall. Gene Ontology annotation, biological process: fungal-type cell wall organization. Gene Ontology annotation, molecular function: structural constituent of cell wall. NCBI's taxonomy places the organism in Eukaryota, Fungi, Ascomycota, Saccharomycetes, Saccharomycetales, Saccharomycetaceae. The record is from RefSeq and is a predicted model, not a curated record. Bases 1 to 1479 code for a protein of 492 amino acids. The transcript has a single exon.